UCCGCCUCCGUGAGGCUGCCCAAGACGCGCCAGGCCCUGGUCCCGUCCGACUCGCAGCACCCGCUCGCCGCCCAGCCGGAGCCCGCCCCCGUCGCCGCCCCGCUGUCCCUGCCCGUCCGCGACCGCCGCUCCACCCUCUCCUCCUCCACCACCUCCUCCGCCGCCGCCGCCGCCCUCUUCCGCUCCACCCUCUCCCCGCCCGCCUCGCGCUCCGCCUCGCCCGCUAGCUCCAUAAUAGCCCGCUCGCCGGCGCGCUCCAUGACCGCCGGGUCCGUGUUCGGCGGUAGUGGCAGUGGCGGCGCGGCGGCGGCGGACCCCGGGCAUCCGCUCAGCCUGCUGCUGCGCAGCUUUGUGCCGCACAUUGCGAUCCACGCGUCUGAGGACGUGGACCGCCUGGUGGGGGAGAAGGGGUUUGCCGGCGGCCUGUGGGAGCUGCUGCGGCCGUUUGGCGAGCGCGUGCAGGGCAGGGUGACCAUUCGCGACAGUAAUGGUGGCGCGAGGGCGUGGGAGGACUUUGCCGUGCGGUUUGUCAGGUUCGGGGAGGGCCUGGAGGAGCCGGAAGCGUUGGGCGGCAGUGUGGUGUUGAACGGGCAGGCCGGGGGGAAAGGCGCGGGAACGGGGAAGAGACCGGAUCCGAUUGCGCAGGUCGAGACCGUCGUGGAGAGACAUCUGCGGUUCGCCGAGGAGGCGUAUGUGGCCAGUGCCGCGUCGCCGCCCGGGACGCCGACCAGGCAGGGCCUGGAUGUCGACGCCACGUCUCCGUAUUAUGCGCUGUACCUGCGCCGGCUGCUGUCCGGGAUUCCGCUCGCGUGCCACGAGACGUUUGCACAUCCGGUGGCCUGUGUGAUGGCUAUCAGCUCGAGGAAUACGGCCCCGAUCGAGGCGCUGCAGAAGCUGUACAAGGAAACGAGCCAGGGCGAGCGGAGGCCGCCGCCGUGGGUGGAUGGCGAUUAUCUGCGGUACUACGUCCUGGUGCACGACGAAGAGAACGGGGACAUCACCAAAUCGAUGGCCUUGUUCGAUCAGAUGAAGCGCAAUUUUGGGCUGCACUGCCAUCUACUCAGGUUACGCAGCACACAGAGCGCCGAGACGGACGACGAUAGCAUACCCCUUCCGCGGAGCGAUUGGAUGACGGCGGCUGAGGAGCUGGCGGAUAUCGAGGAGAGCGAGAGGAGGGAAGACUUCGAGGACCCAACGAGAUACAUCUUCGAGUCGGACGCGACCGCAAUACGUACAUUUGUCCGGGAAAUGGUCACGCAGUCGGUGAUCCCCACCAUGGAGCGGAACAUCUCCCUAUGGAACGAUCAGGUGGCGUCGCGCCGCCGGGGCAUCAGCGGACGCUUCAUGAGCCUGUCGAAGCGGUGGGCCUUUGGCGGCUCGAGUCGCAGCUCAUCGGGUGGCACUUCUGGCUCGUCGAGCAACUUCGAUUCGCUGGGAUUCUACCGAGCGGACAGCCCCGAGGCCAUCAUGCGGAGACUGGCCGACUUUGCUUUCAUGUUGCGCGAUUGGAAAUUGGCCAUGUCGACCUACGAGCUCCUGCGCAGUGAUUUCCAGAACGAUAAGGCGUGGAAGUAUCACGCGGCGGCCAACGAGAUGGCCGCCCUUGCUCUCCUCAUCAUGCCGCCAAACAUGUCGUCCAAGACGCGCAUCGAGACGAUCAGCCAGAUGCUCGAGCAGGCCUUCUACUCGUACCACACCCGCUGCAACUCGCUCUACGGGGCCGUCCGGUGCAUCGUGCUGGCGCUCGAGCUCCUGCGGAUGCGCGGCGGCUCCGGAGUAGACGAGGCGGUCCGGUGGGGCAUCAGGGUGCUGGAAUCCAAGCUGCUGGGUUCGGUCGGCGACGCCCUGCUCAAGGAACGGCUUGCGAUAUGCUACGCCUCGAAGCAGGGCGUCGGGUCACAGGCCUGGGGCAGCAGGCGGCGCAAGUCGGCGCUGUGGAGCGUGCUCGCCGCCGAGGCGUGGAUCUCCCAGGGCAAGUACGUCCAGGCGGAGAAGUGUCUGAACGAGGCGCGCACGAUGUACGCGCUGCUCCCCGGCGAGUGCGGCGUGCAGAACUUUGCCGGGGCCAGCGAUUUCCUGGCGCAGCUGAACGAACGGCUCAGGGCAGGGCUGGGGAUCGAUAUGGUCUCCGAGGGAGAACAGGCGCAAGAGGGCCAGGGUGAGCCCGAGUUACUGGUGGAUGAAGAGAGCGAGACGCUGGGCACAAAGAGGUCGAGGCGAGCCAGCCUCAUUGGCACUGCAGGGGGCGGCGCGGGGCUCGAGACGGCCCCGCUGAACGACACGACAUCGGCGAGACUGCCGGACGAUGAAGGGGCCACGUCCCCGGAUGACGGGUUUGGCUAA
Thermothielavioides terrestris NRRL 8126 is the source of this 2343-nucleotide messenger RNA. RefSeq lists its product as uncharacterized. The record is from RefSeq and is a predicted model, not a curated record. Gene Ontology annotation, biological process: protein localization to phagophore assembly site; endoplasmic reticulum to Golgi vesicle-mediated transport. The annotation marks the transcript as partial. Gene Ontology annotation, cellular component: cytoplasmic vesicle; phagophore assembly site; TRAPPIII protein complex. Lineage: Eukaryota; Fungi; Ascomycota; Sordariomycetes; Sordariales; Chaetomiaceae. The transcript has 2 exons.